This is a messenger RNA of Cercopithifilaria johnstoni, 804 nucleotides long. Lineage: Eukaryota; Metazoa; Nematoda; Chromadorea; Rhabditida; Onchocercidae. The record is from the annotation of a GenBank genome assembly.
AUGGCAUUAGUGGGUGAGGAAGAAUUGCUCUGUUUUUCAUUCCGAUGGUUUGUUCUCGUUACGGCAUGCUUACCUUUCACUGCCUUAUUUCUUUGCAUAUCAUUAGCAUUAGUAUUACAUCUGGAUGAAUCUACUCGAACUCAUUGUGGUGUUGUAAAUUAUUUGCCAUCUAUAUCGGCUGCCGUCGCAUCUUUUUCACCAGAGCGCUACGUUUGGCGAUUUUUUAUCGCUUUACAUUCCGCACCUCGUAUUGUGGAGGCUGUAGCAUUUAAAAAUCUACUGUUGACAUCUCCGCUGCGGCCGUUGAAUGAUCGUAUAUGGUUCGAAUUAGCUUGUCAAAUAGCAUGCUUUGUAAAUAUCGGUGAAAGUUUAUUUCUUCUUUUGUUAACUGCUGUUUCAUCCACCGAAAAUCAUGCUAUCCACAAAAUAUCGUUUCUCGGAUUCGCUCUCUGUUCAAUAAUUUAUAUGUUGAUUGCAACGAGUCUGUUUCAGUAUUCUGGUAGACGUCGUACGUCAUCAUUAGGCGAGAAAUCAUUCCAGUACAAAGUACUUAUGUGUUCCAUAUCGACGUUAUCACUUCUACUCGCCGUAUAUUUCUUCCAGCGUCAUAACACUUAUUGUGAACCUGGGAUAUAUACGCUAUUUGCUAUUUCUGAAUAUGCUGUUGUAUUAUCUAAUGUACUUUUUCACUGCACCCUACUUUUUGAUUUUCACGGAAAGCAUUUUAUUUUGACUUCUUCUGGCCCAAACUUUCAUUACCAAGCACUAUUGCCAGAAUUUAAUGCUAGCAAACGUUCUGCUUGA